AUGUAAAUUUUUAAGAAUUCUAAAUUUUUCUUUGGCACACUUAAAGCUCACACUUUACCAACUCUUAAGUAUGGAUAUGGUGAUCUAGAACCAGUAUUGAGCGCAACACUUCUAGAAUUUCAUCAUUCCAAACAUCAUUAAGCUUAUAUCAAUAAUCUUAAUGCUGCAUAAGAAUAAUUGGAGGAUGCCUUAGCAAAGAAUGAUGUCUAAAAGAUUUCAAGUCUUUAAGGUACCAUCAAAUUCAAUUUGGGUGGCCAUUUAAAUCAUAGUUUAUUUUGGGAGAACUUGUAUAAAUAUUUAACUAAUAAUGCAGGACCCCUAUUAAGAAUGGAGGAGGACAAUUACCUGAUGCAAACAGUGCUCUAGUAUAAGAAAUUAAUAAAAAUUGGGGAAGUGUUGAUAACUUCAAGACUUUCUUUAAUACUAGAACUGCUGCUAUUUAAGGUAGUGGAUGGGGAUUCUUGGGAGUUGAUUAAUAAUCAAAGAAAUUAAGAUAUUUGGAACUACCUAACUAAGAAAUUCCAUAAAAUUAUGGUCUUACACCUAUCUUAAGUAAUGAUUCAUAAAUUUAAAUGAUUAGCAAUUGAUGUUUGGGAACACGCAUAUUGGUGGGAUUACAAGAAUGUGAGACCAAACUUCUUGGCUAAUGUAUGGAAAAUUGUUAAUUGGAAAGAUGUAGAGACAAGAUAUAAUCAAGCUUAGAAAUGAUUAUAAGAAUUAGAACAAUU
Molecule: messenger RNA, 728 nt
Organism: Paramecium primaurelia
Lineage: Eukaryota; Ciliophora; Oligohymenophorea; Peniculida; Parameciidae
Source: the annotation of a GenBank genome assembly